Chaetomium globosum CBS 148.51 is the source of this 2022-nucleotide messenger RNA. RefSeq lists its product as uncharacterized. The record is from RefSeq and is a predicted model, not a curated record. Bases 1 to 2022 code for a protein of 673 amino acids. The transcript has 3 exons. NCBI's taxonomy places the organism in Eukaryota, Fungi, Ascomycota, Sordariomycetes, Sordariales, Chaetomiaceae.
AUGAUCUGCCCGAGUUUUCUUCGUCUCUCCUCCGAAAUCCGGGACCGCAUCUAUCGUCUGGUUGGGACCUACAACCAGUCCUUUUUUUCUAGUGGCCUCUCCAUGCAAGACCCGUUUGACUUGUGCGGACCUUACGGCUUGUGCGAACCGUACCGCCACACGUCUCCCAGAAUUCCACCCGUCGGCUUCUACGGCCUUCUGCUCACCUGCCGCACCAUCUACUCUGAAACUUCAGCUCUGUUGUAUUCCUCAAACCAGUUCUUCUGUCACUACGAGGCCCUCCAUUCCCUGUCACCCUUGCGAGACCUUAGAGCCAAAUCCGUCGCAUCCUUGACCAGCCUCAAAAUCAUUCUCAACCAGGCGUCCUGUCACUCCCGAGAUGCCGUUGGGAGGGGCCGGGGCGGGUGUUGUACUGAGCCGCGCCUAUUCGAAAUCUACUACGGCAUUCGAGAUCUGAAAUGUGAUCAAGAUUGCAGAUACUCCGGUCACAGCGAUGGAGGAGAGAGGCACGAUCCGCCGCUCCGGCGGUCCCACCCUUCCACGAAGCCUAUGCUGGCAGAAUGGUACAAAACAGCUGCCUAUCUAGGUCGGCACAUUACUCCAGGGCGGCUUGAGCUCUCAUUUGUGUGCGACAUUCACAGCCGGGAUACUGAGCUGGCCAUCAUGGUGCUAGACGCGUUUCGCCAUUUCCCGCCGUUGAAGAAUUGCCAUAUUAGACUAUCCAAAACCCCGAAUUCUAUGCUUCGCAAUCUUGCUCGGAAUGCGGUUUUGAGGUGUCGCAGCCUACAGCCGAGCUUGUCACUGCCGCCUCUUCGGCGUCCAGUGUCCCCGGUCAGUGGUCUGGCUGGGCUACCACGCGAGCUGCGUCUGCACAUUUUAGAAUACACAGACCUCGUCACGCCGCUAAAAGAAGUCCUAUGGACCGUGUCUCCUGGCAAAUACGUGGCAUGUCAGCCCUCUUGUCCGAGUUGGGUGGGGAGGGGAAAUCAUGACUGGGAGCCGGGAAUUCACCACGGUUGCCAAUUCAACCACUGUUCGGAGAGGCCGUAUUGGGAUACUGCCAACUACGUUGGGUGCUAUUGCCAACUCACGCAUGCUGCCGCUUCGUCUACCUGUAGGUGCUGGGCGCCACCCACCUCACUGUUCCUCGUCAGCCGCGCCAUGCGUCAUGACGCAAGCUCGGUCUUCUUUUCUCAGAAUCGGUUUGCAGUGGUCGAUAGCCCACAGCUAAACAUGUUCGGGCCGUCGCGUCAGAGUGGCUUUGACCAAACCCGCCGGCUAGCCGUCAGCCGGUUCCUCCGGGACGUUGUGCCGGUGGACUGCCUUGGCUACUUGCGCUUCGUGGAGAUGGUGUUUCCCCCUUACAUCGGCGGUCAGUGGCCGCUGAAAGGGGAUGCCGUGUAUAAGGAGUGGGCGGAAACCAUUGCCCAGGUCAAGGACAAGCUCAAUCUGCCGGCUCUCACGAUCCGUAUGGUGGCUGCUUUUCAUUUGGAUCACCUCACUUCGGCCGGCGUUGCAUUUUUGCCCCUCGACGCCAUCGAGAGUCAACUUGCAGCUCGUUCUGCAUCCUGCAGCUCGGCCGUUAUUCUCGGCCAACCACCGCCUCCAGUCCCUGCGGGGCCUGGCCCGGCCUGCAUGGCUUCCGCACCCUGCAGCUCCGCGGGCGACGUUCCGCAACGCGGCCCGCGAUGGCCCAAUGCCGAGUGCAGAUCUCUCGUCGUGGCCCAGCUUAAACGGGUGCGCGAUCGCGCUCGAAACAUUCGUGCUCCAGAGGCGUCAACCCCCUCGGUGAUCAGAACAUAUUACCAGGCACCUAAGACACGAAGUUAUCCAAUGGCAAAGGCAGAUAGCUGGCCGCCUCAUUGCUGUCGUCUUACCGCCCUGUCUGUGUCGUGGGAUCGGCAAUAUCGAGUUAUUGACUUGGAUUCUGCGAUGCGUUCAGGCCUGCAGAAGGUGGAGAGCCGCGAGUAUUCAGCUUGCACAUCCGUCUGCAAGAAGGAGAAUCCGGCAUGUCAAUGGUGA